AUGGCCGAUACGGGCACCAUGAGGCUCGACGAGGAUGCGGAGGAAAGCGAUUUCGACCUCCUCGAGGCCGGAGAUGAAGAUGGAGAUGAUGAGGCGGCGAAUGCGACGUUUGCCGACUUCUUCGGGAGACCAGAUGGCAAAGCCACGAAGUCCGGACUGGGUGGGAAGGCUGCAAAGGCCAGCCAAGGAGGAAAGAAACCCCAGACUGAAGAGUCUGAGGCAGAGGCACUGGAGGACGAGGACGCGGAGGAGGAAGAGCCCGAAGAGCUGGAGGAGCUCGAUGAGGAGGAGAAGGCGCUUGAGGCCCAGCUGAAGGCUCUCCAGGACGGCGAGGACGACGAGGGCGAAGAGGAGGAGCAGAAGGAGGAGGACGAGGAGGGCGAGGUCACUGGAAAGGAAGACGGUGAGGAUGGCGCAGGAAAGUCUGGUUCAAAGGGCAAAGAGAAGUCGGUUUACGAGAUGGACAGGCGACUGCAGUCGCUGGAAGAGGAGGUGCGGAAGCUGGAGGAAGAGCAGCUGCAAGAGAAGAGUUGGGAAAUGAAGGGAGAGGUCAACGCGAGGAAUCGACCACUGAACUCUCUCCUGGAGGUGGCUCUGGACCAGCCCAUGACGCACUUCGCCGCCCGCCGGGCGGAGGAGACCGCGGGGGACGCCGAGUUGGACGAAGAGGCCAUGGAAGAUGCCCCGGGCGCCGACGCUGCAGCGGCACGGCGGCCGAAGCUGGAUCUCGAGGCCAUUAUCAAGCAGCGCAUCUGGGAUGAAGCCUUCGACGACGUGGUGCGCAAAGCUCAGCUUCCACCAUCUCAGCGACCUCAAGGGGCGGAGGAGGAUGCCGUGGAGACCCUGAACUUCGAGAAGAGCCGCGUGGGCCUCGGCGACAUCUACGCCAAGCAGUACGAGGCAGAGAUGCUAGGCCAUCAGACGGAUCAGCAGAAAGCCGAAGACAAGGAGAAGGCUGAGCUUAAGCAGCUUUUCGCCAAGCUGAUGUACAAGCUUGACAUGCUCUCGAACGCGCACUUCACGCCGAGACCCCCCCUGGCGGGCUCCUCGGCGGAGGGCCUCAAGGUGCCUUCCCUCAAAAUGGAGGAGACGAUACCCCUUAUGGUCUCCGAUGCCACGUUACAAGCGCCGGAGGAGCGGCGAGCACCUCGACGGCACGUCAAGGAUCAAGCAGAGCUCACUCCUGACGAGAAAGCAGCAGUGCGCCGCACGCGCAAAGCUGCGAGAACAAAGCGGCUGCAAGACAAGGUGGAACGCGGCGAAAUGUCGCUCACCGAUCGCCGCGCCCGGGAUGCCAAGCUACAGGAGAAGAACAAGGCGGCAAAGCAGGAGAAGGCUUCCCGUGGCCAAGUGAAAGAUGCAAAGAAGCGGCUGAAAGCGAGCGAGCUCUUGUCACAGGCUGCGGAAAAUGCCAAGUCCGACCUAUCGAAGAAAGACGCCGUCAAGAAGCAGCGGGAAGCCAGGCCCGAGAACACCCCCGCCUCCAAGCGCCUGAAGCUCUGA
Molecule: messenger RNA, 1503 nt
Organism: Symbiodinium sp. CCMP2456
Lineage: Eukaryota; Dinophyceae; Suessiales; Symbiodiniaceae
Source: the annotation of a GenBank genome assembly